AUGAUGCAUGUAUUCAAAAGACUCACGCUGCUCGCUCUUGGAGCCGCGACUGCAAACGCGUUUCGGGACACCUCUCCGUUCUUCCUCGCAUCGACGUCCGAGAUUCUUGCUACAUCAUCGAACUUCCAGACCGCUGACGCCUUGUUAGAGGAUCUGUCUUCACAGCUUAGCACUUGCCCUUCGGAUUAUUAUGUCAUUGCCUCCCAACCCGGGGUGCACAGCACCGAUUUCUCGACCAUCAAGUCUGCACCCCGCCUUGGCGCGAAGAUGACCGGCAAGGAUAAGGCGAUUCGUUCCAAGAUGGUUAUCAAUGAGGUUGUGGGUGUCUUGGAGGCGAAGCAGGUUCAACAGCUUAUUGAGAAGGAAUGCGGGGCGCAGUCUACCGUGAUCGAUGCCUCCUCUGGGUUGUAUCCCUCCGAGCUUGGUGCGGAGCCUCGCGUGGUCUCUGUGAACUUCCCUAUGCUCUCGCUAGGGUCCGACCGGGCACAACAACUUUCGGAUAACGAUGGUCUUCUUGCGGACAUAAUCGACCGCAUCCCUUCCUCGAAGAAGUACACUGUCGUCUACGUAACGUCCCCGCGAGAGUUUGAGGGAUCUGAGGGCGUCCUAUAUCAUCCUGAGAAUGGUGCCCAAGACCCUCUUCAUAUGGACCUGAAGCGGGAUUAUUCGGCUCAUGGAAGCCGAAGUGUCCCUGCCUCUAACAAGUCCCUUUUCCAACAGUAUCAGUUCCUCACUCCAGGCAUCUUCAUGGGCCUUCUUGCCUCCUUCGUUUGCCUAAUGAUCCUCUAUGUGGCCCUUCGAGCUCUGUUGAGUCUCGAGGUCCCUUAUGCGGCGUUUGAGAAAGAUACGGCUGCCAGCGUCCAGAAGAAACAGCAAUGA
Molecule: messenger RNA, 879 nt
Organism: Aspergillus clavatus NRRL 1
Lineage: Eukaryota; Fungi; Ascomycota; Eurotiomycetes; Eurotiales; Aspergillaceae
Product: Ac45/VOA1 transmembrane domain-containing protein
Exons: 5
Coding region: 1-879 (292 amino acids)
Biological process (GO): (1->6)-beta-D-glucan biosynthetic process; fungal-type cell wall biogenesis
Cellular component (GO): endoplasmic reticulum membrane
Source: RefSeq, a predicted model, not a curated record